AUGUCAGUUAACAAAUUGAAAACUGGUAUAGUCUCAUUCGGGACAUCUAUAGUGGAUCAUAGUACAAAUUUGAAGGAUACUUUGACAUUCCAACAUAAGGAUUAUGACGUGGAUGACGAUUUAAUCAAACAUUAUAAAUAUGAUAUUGAAAAGGCUAUUGGAGGACUUAAAUAUAUUGAUCAUCAAACUAGUCGUCAAUUCAAAACUCAUUAUUCCAGGUUGUUCAAGUUGAAUAUAGCCAUUGUUCAUCGGUUUAUUUCAUUAAUCGGUAAGGAUUCAUUACAUUUUAAAGGUAUUGAAGAUUAUUAUAAUGACUUUGAUAAGUUCCAAGCAACUCAAGUAAUACCUAUGGUUCAUCCUAAAGAAAAGGAUAUUGUUAUAGAAAGUGUUAAUCAUGAAUUAUUUAACUAUUUAUCAACCAUUGAACGACUUAAAUGGAAAGUAUCAAGAUCAUGGGAAUUACAUACAGAAUCGAUUCAUUUAAGAGUUAGUGAAAUGAAUGGGUACUUAACUGAGACUUUGAAACUUAUUAGAAAAAGAAAUAAGAAACAACGUGCAUAUCAUGAAACUGAUAAGAAAAUCAAUAAAUUAUCCAAAAAGAAUACUCCUUUAGACGAUAAAGAAACUGAAAAGUUAAAGAAGUAUGAAAAAGAUAUAAAGGAUUUAAAUGCAGAGUACAACAAGUUGAAUGAGAAAUUGAAAUCAAUCUUGCCUCAUGUUAUAUCCUUUUUAGAUGAAUUCAUUGAAACUAUCACUCAGAUUAUCUUACAUCAACAAAUUACUACUUAUGAAGAGAUAAAAAAUUCCAUCAAAUAUUUUGCUAUGUUCCAUGGUUAUUUAUCAUCUGAAGCAGGAGAAGGUGAAGAAGAUCAUAUUCAAAGUUUUGAAACUAUAGAGGAUGAAUGGGAAAAAGCUAUCACUCCAACUAGACUUCAAAUUGAAUCUUUCAUCACGGUUAUAUUCGAAAAGAAACCAGAAUUAUUAGAUACUGAAAUUGAAGAUAAAGAUAAAACUACAAUGUCAAAUAAAAUAUGGAAUAAAAUGUCAAAAACAGUGACUGAAAGAAAACAUGAACAUAAACUGAAAGAUCAUGUCAAUGGUACUUUUAAUGACACUCUUGAAGCUGAUCCUUUAACUUCUUAUAUCAAAUUUGAAGAUUCAAAUAUGUAUAGAUCAGAAACUUAUUUCCCAUCAAAAUUGGUGUCAUCUGUAGAUGUUAAAGUUCCUAAACCAAUAGUUAAUCCUAAUUUACCUCCUUUACCACCAAGAAGUAAUACAGCUGAAACUUUAAAGAUCCUUCCUCCUACUCCAAUCUUACACCAAUCUAUUAAACCAUCUGCCCCAGUUCCUCCACCAUAUACCCCUGUGAGUUAUAAUAACUCUUAUUCCGAAGAAUCAAUCGAUGAUGAUGAAGGUGAUGCUGAUGAUAUGUCUUCUAUAAAAUCAGAUAUUUCAGUAGAGUCUGUUUCUAGUGAUUUCAUAUUACAUAAUCUGGCUCCUGAUUUAGUUAAUAAGAAUUUACGUAAGGCUUAUAAUUCAUCAAAGAAUGAUAUCAAGUUUGCUCCCAUCACCAGUUCACUCAAGAAUGAUUUCAUUAAUAAUUCAACUUCUGCCAUCAAUUCAGUCGUGUUUAAUAAAACAUCAUCUGUCAGUUAUAAAUUAUUACAAAUUAAUGAAUUCUUUACAAAGCUCACUAAUACACCUCAAAAGGAUCGUCGGUUAGUAACUGCCUUAUAUGAUUAUGAUGGAGUUGAGCCAGGUGACUUAUCAUUUAAAAAGGGUGAUCAAGUUGAAGUUGUGUUUGAUUUCCAACAAAUCGAUACAUUAUAUAAUGAAUCCAAUACCAAUUGGUUGAUUGGAUCUACAAUCUCCAAGACUAAUCAAAGAAUAGGGUUCAUUCCAAGUAAUUAUUUCUCUUAA
This is a messenger RNA of Scheffersomyces coipomensis, 1920 nucleotides long. RefSeq lists its product as uncharacterized. The record is from RefSeq and is a predicted model, not a curated record. Gene Ontology annotation, molecular function: lipid binding; protein binding. The transcript has a single exon. NCBI's taxonomy places the organism in Eukaryota, Fungi, Ascomycota, Pichiomycetes, Serinales, Debaryomycetaceae. Gene Ontology annotation, biological process: endocytosis; actin cortical patch localization; plasma membrane tubulation. Bases 1 to 1920 code for a protein of 639 amino acids. Gene Ontology annotation, cellular component: medial cortex; mating projection tip; actin cortical patch.